GAGGACUACGACUCCCGGCGUGCCCCGCGGCUCAAGGCCGGAAGGGCCCGGAUCCGGAACCGGAUGGGGCUUGCGUCUCCGGUGCCUGAAGCUCUGGGGAAAUGGCAACGGGAACAGACCAGGUGGUGGGACUCGGCCUCGUCGCCCUUAGCCUGAUCAUCUUCACUUAUUACACCGCCUGGGUAAUUCUCUUGCCAUUCAUCGACAGUCAGCAUGUCAUCCACAAGUAUUUCCUGCCCCGAGCCUAUGCCAUUGCUAUCCCACUGGCUGCCGGCCUCCUGCUGCUCCUGUUUGUGGGUAUAUUCAUCACCUACGUGAUGCUGAAGAACCAGAAGGAUACCAAAAAGGCCCAGUGAAGGCCUAGCAGGAAUGAGGCUGCUGGCCCCUUCUCUGCUUCUUCUCCAGGCAGACCCAACGGGAGUGCCCACAGGACCCAUCCAGGCACUGAGGCCCCCUCAAGCCUGAUUGCCCUGCAAACACCCCUGUGAGAUGGAAGCCGUUCAGGACUCACCCCUGGCUGACCAGUACCCCUGCUCCUCCUUCCAGAAGCCAGGGAGGAAGAGUACCUGGAAGUCUCCAUCUCACCCCUCUUCUGACUCAGGGCCUGGAAGAUGCUGGUCCCCCUCCACAGACACACACACCUCCCCUUCAGACCACUAUCAUUUUUCCUGCUGGGUUCUACACUUGCCUGAGUUUCCUUCUUGUCAUAUGAUGGUGUUGGACUUGGCAGGUUCUGGGGCAUCACGUGACCUCUCACCACAUGUCCUGCUCCUCCACAAAGGCAGUCUUCCCAGGUCUGACAUAGCCCCAGACUCCACAAGGAUUUCUGGACCUGGAGAGCCUAGAGGGAGGCCUUGACCUCUAAGGGGCCCCAGGGUACAUUAGGUUGGCCACAGGGGGCUCCCCAGAUUGACUGCUUCUCCUGGAGGCCCAGCCCCCCAGCCUCAGUGCUGGCCUGAUGGGAGAACUGAAAAAUAAACACUGUUUUCUUUGUCUCAGUGCCAUCCCUGACCCAAGGAGCCCAGGGGCUGGGAGCUGGCCUGUGCAUUGGUCUCAGAUCAGGAGACACUGGUUUGUGCAACGAGGGUGCCUUGGGUACCUCUUGGAUUAUCCCCGUGCUGGACACAGGACAAAGCAGGGGCCAGGACUGAUGUGGAUCUGGCCUGGCGCAGCUCACAGUGAGGGAGUCUGGAGGCAUGGCCAUCUGCCAGACAUCACAUCAGCCUCUACCUUGCCUCCCCUGUGCCAACCCAGCCAGUGGGCACUGGUAUAUUAAGGACCCUCAGACCCCUAAAAGCCCAAGCCCAUCAUCUGUCUCGUACCCAGCAGCCCAACUUAGUGUGACUCUGAGCAGAGGGCCGCUAUGAGCCAGAGCAGUUUCCAUUGUGUUCCGGUUGACUGGUCCAGGCCUCAGCUCGAGCCCCUGGCAAUCUCACCGUGCCUCUGGGCAGCCAGCUCUCCCAUUCACAGUGUGAGCCUCUACCCCUCACUUUCUUGGGCACUCAUUCUUCCUCCAGUUAGCAGAGGUGUCCCGCCCCCCUCAUCAGAAAAGAGCCCAGCUGCAGGCACACCUUCCCUGUCCUUACCUGUUCCCCUCCCCAUCUCCAGUCCAGGUGGAGCUGCCCUCCUGGACUUGGUCCUAUCCUCCUACCACUGUGGAAAGAGCCUGCUAUCUGAUGAUCCCUCUCAGGGGAACAGCCUCUGCCUCUCAACGUGGUCCUCCAGUGUUGAAUGUGUUAACAGGCUCCAUAUAAGGGACCCUUCAUCAAUCCAUUAACUCCCUCCAGGUCUCUCCCCCUCUCCUCUUCACAACCAAACUUCCCCAAAGGGUAUCCACCCCUGCCCCUGUUUCCUCUCCUCCCACUGCUCGGCAGCCUUCCAGGAGGGCUGCACUCAGAUCACCAGUGAUGUCCAGUCUUAACAUCAGAGGCAUGUUCCUUGACCUCCUGCCACAUUUGGCCAGUGACAUCCCCCCCACCCCGCCCCUGGGUGCAUUCUCAGAUGCCGGAUGACCCAUUCUCCUACUUCUCUGUCAUAUUCAUGCUCCUCUCUCCUGCAGUGAGAGUGUAGGUUUCUUAGGAUUCAGUCACAGGCUUCUUCACCCCACAGUCUUAGGGGCGACCUUAUCCUCACCCAGGCUUGCUUCCAGCCCAGCUUUCUCCUGAGCCCAAAGGUGUUGCAUGUGUGCCAGCUGCCCACCUGACAUCCCCAUCAGAUGUCACUGACCUUGGCAUUCCUCUUCCACCCCACAUCCACCGGACCCAAAUCCUAUCAAUUCUUGCCAUUUCUUCCCCCACCCCAGUCACCUUUCUGAUGCAAAGCCACCAUCCUCUGCCCUAAAUCACCAAAGGUGUCCUCACUUCUCUCCCCACUCUCCCACAAUGGCCCCCUCUGUGUACAUCCUACUUGUACUGGUUAAGCAUAUACCAGUUUGUCAAAACACCAGUUUGUGCCAGGUUACUGAGCUAGGAAAGGAGCCUGCCCUCCUUGCACUCUGGGUAGGGGAGAGGGGGAUGUAAUAAAUAAAUGAACAAGA
Molecule: messenger RNA, 2536 nt
Organism: Odocoileus virginianus texanus
Lineage: Eukaryota; Metazoa; Chordata; Mammalia; Artiodactyla; Cervidae
Gene: DPM2
Product: dolichyl-phosphate mannosyltransferase subunit 2, regulatory
Biological process (GO): GPI anchor biosynthetic process
Cellular component (GO): endoplasmic reticulum membrane; dolichol-phosphate-mannose synthase complex
Molecular function (GO): enzyme regulator activity
Source: RefSeq, a predicted model, not a curated record